GGCGGGAGCGGCUCCCCCGCCUUACGCUGUUGGCGUUGCGUUGCCGUGGCAACCACUGAGGGGCUGCGUGAUGCCGGCGCGGUCCGAGCCCUCACAGAGCCCCCACCUCCGCUGCUGCUGUUGGGAGGAGGUCUACGAAAAGGCUCCGGAAGGCAUUUUAUGAAGCUACAUAGAAGAGCACAUGCAAUACACUUAGUGAUAUUAAAAGAGGUAGAGCAGUUUGGCCUAUUACGGAAUUAUGGUUCGACUAACGACGGACCUAAUUGCUAAAAACGUCAGUCACAAGAAUCGCAAAGAAGAGGACUUCGGACAGUACCUGCGAAAAAUGACUCAUCUGAAUUUAUCAGAUAAAAAUAUAGAUGCAAUUGGUGACAUCUCUUUGUGUAGAAAUCUUAGAGUUCUGUAUUUAUAUGAUAACCGAAUCAGUCAAAUCCAGAACUUGGGCUUUGCUUCAAAUAUAACACACCUUUACCUUCAAAACAAUUGUAUUUCAUGUAUAGAAAAUCUCUCAUCACUGAAAAACCUUGAAAAACUGUAUUUGGGGGGUAACUACAUCACUGUAGUAGAGGGCUUGGAUAAAUUAGAAGAGAUAAGGGAGCUACAUAUUGAAAGUCAACAUCUCCCCCUUGGCGAAAAGCUUCUGUUUGAUCCAAGAUCUCUUAGGUCCUUGGCAAAAUCCUUGUCUGUGUUGAAUAUCAGCAAUAACAACAUUGAUCAAUUAGAAGAGCUGGCAGUUCUGGAAAAUCUUUCUUAUCUUAGAGCAGCUGACAAUCAACUUCAACAUAUGAAGGAUUUGGAGGCUGUAUUAAACAAAUGGCCAAAGCUAUGCAGAAUGGAUCUUACAGGAAACCCCAUCUGCCACAAGCCGAAGUACAGGGACAGGAUUGUUGUACAGUCUCAAACUUUAGAAUUCCUUGAUGGGAAAGAAAUUAAAGAAAUGGAAAGACAGUUCCUAAUGAAUUGGAAAGCCUCCAAAGCUGCCAGGAAAAAAAACAGAGGAAGAAUGACAAAUGAACCUGCAGACUAUCAGCGUUUUUAUCAGUUCCUUUUGAAGACGUGGAGUGAAAAGCACUCAGCCUGUCAGUCUGAGACCCAAGGAAGCUGCAGUCUGCUCAAUGUUUGGAAGCUGUAUGUGAACCACAGUGGUUCUGAAAGUAAUAUUCCGUCUUCUGAAUAUGAGGAGGUGCUGUCAUUGAAGUUACCCCCUUUGAGAUAAUGCUGUUCAUGUUCAUGCUAGUCAUUUUAUGGUAACUGAAAAAGCACUGUGUGAAUUCUCUCUUUGUUGUCAUUGUUCUUUUUGUGAGACUAAAGACAUUUAACUUGUAGGAAUUCUGAUUUAGGUAACUGUUUACUAUUUAUCGCCAUUUCUUGGAUCUGUUGGAUAAAACUGUUCUGCUUUACAUGAUGACCUAGAGAUCUGUAUUAUUCUUUUCAUCUGCUAAGAUGGGUUCACACCCAUGGGGCUUAUAAUGCAGUGAAAGUCAGAAGGCUUUUAUUUCGGUCUUUGCUUUUAUAAUCUCUCAUCAGAGUAAAUAAUUAUUUUACAGGCAGUAAAGCAUAAAUCAGUUGUAUCAGUGUUAAAAGAUAAAAGACUAUUUUGUAUUUGCAAUGUAAUAUUUUAAUGACUGUUAUUUAACUGCAAUUACUUCUGGUUAUUAUUAGAUAAGAUUAAAGAGAAAUGACGAGAAGUAAACUCACUUUUACAAAACUGACUGAAUAUCUGCUUUAAUAUUAAACUUCAUCAAUGUUUGCAGCACUUCCUAUAGUUUCAUAUAAAGUGUUUGUUCUGUUCUCAAUUAUCAAAUUUGAGGCACAGUACUCUAAGUUUUAUUGUUCUGUUUUAUGUAAUAAGAUGUAUUGGAACCUGUGACCAAUCCUACUGAAUAUUAAAAUUGGCUUGGAAUACUGAAUUCAUUCUUUUUUCUUUGG
Molecule: messenger RNA, 1929 nt
Organism: Cygnus olor (mute swan)
Lineage: Eukaryota; Metazoa; Chordata; Aves; Anseriformes; Anatidae
Gene: PPP1R42
Product: protein phosphatase 1 regulatory subunit 42
Exons: 8
Coding region: 239-1216 (325 amino acids)
Molecular function (GO): protein binding
Source: RefSeq, a predicted model, not a curated record